Zonotrichia albicollis (white-throated sparrow) is the source of this 603-nucleotide messenger RNA. The record is from RefSeq and is a predicted model, not a curated record. NCBI's taxonomy places the organism in Eukaryota, Metazoa, Chordata, Aves, Passeriformes, Passerellidae.
CAGUUCUGGGGCAGUAUGGGGGUCCCACCUGCCCCCUCACCCCUCUGUUCUGCCCCCCAGGAGAAGUUCAGCCCCGUGAAAUAUUUCUCCAUCGACCGCGUGUUCCGCAACGAGAGCCUGGACGCGACGCACCUGGCUGAGUUCCACCAGGUGGAGGGGCUGGUGGCCGACCGGGGGCUCACGCUGGGCCACCUCAUGGGCGUCCUGCGGCAGUUCUUCAGCAAGCUGGGGAUCUCGCAGCUGCGCUUCAAACCCGCCUACAACCCCUACACCGAGCCCAGCAUGGAGGUGUUCAGCUACCACGAGGGGCUGAAGAAGUGGGUGGAGGUGGGGAACUCGGGGGUCUUCCGCCCCGAGCUGCUGCUGCCCAUGGGGCUCCCCGAGAACGUCUCGGUCAUUGCCUGGGGGCUCUCGCUGGAGCGACCCACCAUGAUCAAAUACGGCAUCAACAACAUCCGCGAGCUCGUGGGGCACCGCGUCAACCUGCAGAUGGUCUACGAUAGCCCCAUGUGCCGCCUGGACGUAUGACCUCCCCCUCCCCACACGGGGGUCCCCUCAUUUUGGGGAGGGGUCCCCACCCCAAAUAAAGUGCGGUGUCCUGCA